This is a messenger RNA of Bolinopsis microptera, 957 nucleotides long. Its product is annotated as DNA-directed RNA polymerase III subunit RPC7-like. The coding region runs from base 7 to 633 and encodes 208 amino acids. The record is from RefSeq and is a predicted model, not a curated record. Lineage: Eukaryota; Metazoa; Ctenophora; Tentaculata; Lobata; Bolinopsidae. Gene Ontology annotation, cellular component: RNA polymerase III complex. The transcript has a single exon. Gene Ontology annotation, biological process: transcription by RNA polymerase III.
CAGCUAAUGUCGAUUGGACGAGGUAGAGGCAAAGCUAGGUCAAAGUCAAGUAUUAAUGUGAUAAGUGAAAAUCUUGGAAUAGGACGAGGGGACAUAGUCAGUUUGACUGCACAAAUUCAGCCCCAAGAAACUUUCCCACCUCUUCUCAGAAAACCUCAACCACUGCGAGAGUCCACUCAGCACAAUUAUCUUAUUGCUUUAAAGCAAGAGUUCAGAAACUAUAUGAGAGAUUCUCCUUAUCAUAUCCAGCCUGAAACAGAACGUUCCAAAAUUGAGCGUUAUUCUGAUAGAUUUAAACAGUACAAUACACAUAAAGAACUGGAAUGGGUCCCGAACUGGAAUAUGUUUCCAGUAGAACUUAGGAUGAGAACAUCAAAGUUAGCUAAUAAGCCUGACAUCAAACCAAGGAUGAUCGGUCAUCGGCAAGAUCAUUCUGAUGCAACAUUGUUAAAGCGUUUAGACAAACUUCAGAAAUCAGAAAAUUUAAAUAUUGAAGAUGACGGCGAAAGUGAUGAUGAAUUUGCAUUAGAAGAAGAUGAUGAUGUCGAAGAAGACCUCGAUUAUGUUCAGAAUUAUUAUGAUGACGAUUACAAUGCAUUUGAUGAUGAUGCUGAUGAGGGUCCUACUAUGUGAAUACUUCUAUGUCCAUCAGAAUUUCUGUUUUGUUUAAAAAUUUGUUCACUGCAUUAUCCCCAGCAGUCGAAUCAGGUGAAUUUGAAUUAUGUUUUUUCAAGUUCUGUUACAAAAUCCGACAAAUUGUGUCUUUAUUAUUUAUUAUUGCUUAAUAUGUGAAUAAUGCUUCACAUGGGAAGUGUAGUUUUGUUACCCCUAUCUGUUACCCCUAGUUACCCCUAUCUGUUACCCCUAGUUACCCCUAUCUGUUACCCUUAUAAUAGGGGCCCUAUUGACUACAAAACCGCAUUAGAUACCGAUAUUUUCCUUUCCUAUCAUUUUCAA